GUCUGAAGCUGCUUUAUUUUUCUUUUUUCUUUGGGAAAUCGUGGAGUCAUGUCCUGUCUAACUGGCGUUUUGCAGCUGCUGCAAGUGCUGACAACGCUCUCGGGUUGCAACAUCUACAGAUAUUCGGAGGCAAAGAGGGAAUUCCGUGUGAAUAGAAGAACUCAUCUACUGGUCCGGGCCUUGCACAGAUUCUGGCUUCGACCCUGGCUGAUGGUGACUUUAGUGAUGCACUUUAUCUACUGGGUAAUGGAGUUUCUUAAAGGACUCACAGAUACCACACCGGGCAGCGAAAGGCCUCUGAAUCUUAUCUAUGGAAUUGGAUUGACAAUUGUCAUACAUCAGAACAUUGUCAUUAGUUUAGGAGUUGCGUAUUACUACAGGUAUCAUCGUCCUCAAAUAAGGCAGCUUCUCAAUGGCUUUGUAAGGAUCUAUCACGGCUAUGAGAGAAUCUGUGGAAGGGAACCCAUCAUCAAUUGGUGGUUCUUCUUCAUUCAAAUCUUUCGAGUUUUUUCCGCCUCGGUUUCUCCAAUGAUAAAGUCCUCAUUCCGAUUUGUGGGUUUUGGUUCGAAAGUUGAAAUUUUUGUAAGAGAUUCAGGUGUGCUCUUCAUAUGCCUUCAGCCUUUUCUACUAUCUGUGGUGGGUCACUUGGCCAUAUUGAUCCUUUACGCCUGCUAUAAUAUUCAAGUGCAAAGUGGUAAAAGGAGAAGAUCCUUACAGCUUCUGGACUACUAUCGACACUUGAUUACACUUAGACAAAAUCUGGAUUUUCUGGUAAGACCGAUUGUCUGGACAUUGAUGUUGGAGAACAUUCUACUAUUCAUAGGCGGCUUCCAUUUGUCCCUUUACGAUAUGCAAUCUGUUGGGCAUAUGGGAAAAUCUAUGCUUGUGAGUUCUAUAUUUCCCUUAACUCUUUUGCAUGUUAAUGCAAACAUAAGAUUCAUGGAAAGAGAGUUUGGAAAACUUAAAGCUGACGGCAAAGAGCAGCCUCAGCUACAAAUGUUUUGGCUAUACCAGAAGGUAAUGCAAGGAACUCACGAUAAAAGUGAACUGAAUGUUUUUAAUCUGGAUCGUGAAUUUAUUUUGGAAUCAUUAAGACUUGCUUGGGUUUAUGCAAUGUUUACAAAUAGCAUUUUGCUGAAUAGUACUGCCAGGUUUAAGCAUUUUGAGAGUGUCCAGUUUAAGAAGCUUUUGUAG
Messenger RNA from Drosophila serrata, 1194 nucleotides. RefSeq names its product Gustatory receptor-like 36b (gene Grl36b). The record is from RefSeq and is a predicted model, not a curated record. Lineage: Eukaryota; Metazoa; Arthropoda; Insecta; Diptera; Drosophilidae.